AUGAAGAGACUCUUAUCCAGUUCUUCAAAUCUGUUUCGCAGAGAAUCAGGUGGCUCAACCCCACCAACUCCAAAGCAACGUUCCACAUCAUCUUUUGCUAAAAGAUUGGUAAGUGGUGAUUCUACACCCAAUAUUCCUGAUAUGAUUCCUAAUGAGGACUCUGGUUUAUCUCCUGAGCUUGUACCGAUCGUAACCCUGAUUUCAGCUCAUACCCAUAGAAGAUACCAUAAAGGUACUUUGUUAGUUUUAAAGGAUUUAAAAAGUGAUGGUACACCAACUGGUAACUCUUGGGAAGAAGUUUAUGCUGUUUUGGUUGGUACACAAUUGGCAUUAUGGGACGCACGUGAACUUGCUGAUUGCAAGGAUGAUCCAAGAGAAAUUACUAGUAGGUUAAAAAAAUUGGCUUCAAAACCAGCUUAUUUAAAUUUAACAGAUGCAUCCAUUAGAGCCAUUGGUCCGAAUGAUAAUUUUACUACAGAAGGCAGCCAAGCAUUUGAGAAUGCUCUGGUUAUAUCAACUACUUUAAAAAAUAGAUAUUUUUUGAAAUUUAAUGAUUUAGAAUCAUAUAAUGCAUGGUAUGCAGCCAUUAGAUUAAGUCAAUAUGAAUCGGUUGCAUUACAAUUAGCCUAUACAGGCGCAUUCUUAUCCAGUAGAGGUAGAAAAUUAGGUGAUAUUCAGGUCAUUUUAGCUGACAAUAAAUUUAGUCAUAGUGAAUGGGUCAGUGUGAGAUUUGGUACCGGUAUGCCUUGGAAACGCUGUUAUGCGGUUAUCGCUCAGACUGGUGACAAGAAAAAGAAGAAAGAUAGUAUUGGCACUAUCACAUUCUAUGAAAAUGAAAAGAAGGUGAAGAAGACAGGUAUUAUGGCCACGGUUAAUUAUGCAUCCGAGAUAUACGCCGUUUAUCCCUCUUCACCUAAAUUAAUUGACACUUCAACAAUCAUUAAAUUACAAGGUGCAAUUACAUUAUCUGAUGAAGAUAAUGAAGAACAAACAAAUAUCUUUAUUAUGCCUGAAAAGCAUCAAGGUGUUCCCGGUUAUGAUACUAUUAUCAGAUUUCUAAUUCCAACUAUGAACGCAUUUAGAUUAUAUGGGAGACCGAAGAGACUAAUUGCCGGAAGAGACGACACGGAAUCCUUGGUUUUUGCACUUCCUACUUUACCAAACGUUCAUUAUCUUAACUGUAAUGAUGUUGUAUCUAUUAUUAAUUCAGUAGAUCAAUCAUCGAUAUCUGCAUGGACGGAGCAAGAUUGGCGUCAUGAAAUCAAUGAUGUUUUACUUGGCAAAAUAAGAGAAGGUUACACAGGUAUUAGUUCAGAUCGCAAGGAUAACUCUAUAUUGACCUCCCCAGUCAUUUCUCCAGAGGAAUUGUUUAGAGGAACGAACACAUUAGGUGACUCUCCGUUUGCUAGAAUUAUUUCUGAAGAUACAAGCAAAUCAACCUCUCUUGGCUUUCCAGAGAACUUCAGACAGGAAGACAUUUUGGGAGAAAAUAUGGCUUCUUCACCAGAGGAUAGUUCAAUUAGUCAAAAUGGUUUAAGUCAAAAUAUAUCUGGAGUUCAACUUAAGAUAUCAAAGUCACAAGAAUUGAGAGAAGUUACCCCAGCUGAUAGAUUGAUCAUUGGGGAUGGACCUAAUAUGGCUAGAAAAUCAGAAGCAGGUUUGGGUGCCAUUUAUGAUAAAUAUGCUGUGCUACCCUCAAGCGGAACAAGCAAAGAAGUAUCUCCAUCUAAUAAAAUAUUAGAAACACCCGGUAUACAUAAGACUGAAAGUCCAUACGAAAAAUAUCUGGGCUCUACGUCAGAAAGUAAAAUGUUCGAAAUUUCAAAUAUUAGAGACUCAAGUAGCAGUAUGAACAGUAAUGUGGAAGAUGGAAGCUAUGAAUCAGCAAACAAGUUUCAAGAUAGCUUCAACAAUGUUGAAGCUAAAGAUGAUAUUGACGGGCUAGCUGCAAAAAUUGGAUCUAUCGAAGUUUCUAGUCAUCAAUCUGAACAUACUGAAAUCAGACAGGAUGAUGACGAUUUAGCCGACGUUACAGCAGAUCUAAACUUUGAAACUAGUCAAGAUAUUUCAACCUCAGAAUACAACAAUGGUUUCAAUGAGGGAAAAGAUAAUACCAAGGACAUAGAUGUUUUUGAUCCAGAUUAUAUUGAACAAACCGAGAUAUUUAGCUCGGCAAACCCAUACAGUACGUCUACUGAUCAUUCUUUUGGAUCUUCUUCUUCCAUAAACAAAACAGCAACUUCAGGUGCAAAUCAUGUUUUGCCCAACAAUUUAAAUACUACAAAUCCUUCUUUUCCCCAUUCCUCUGGGACAACAGAUUUGAACGAGUAUGCUAAUAUGCAACAAUCACAACAUCACCAACAGAUGAAUAGAGCAGCUACUGGUCAACAAUAUAUGAAUCAAAAUAACCAACCAAGGAAUAUAUACAGGCCAAACAACAAUACCAAUAAUGUAUAUCCACAAAAUGGCGCUAACCAACCAAAUGUGGGUAAUCAAUUCGGUCAUCAGAAUAUAAGGGCAGGACCUUUGCAAACUCAACAAAACAUAAAUGGUAUGCAAUCUGGAUCCCCUGUUACUCCAAAUUUUGGUAAUCCAUAUCAAAAACACCCAGCACAAAGAAUUCAGUAUCCUCAGCAAUCGAUGAACCGUCAAAUUCAACACCCUCCUCAAAAUCAAAUGCGCAUGAAUAAUAGUAUGCCUCGACAGAUGAUGAAUGGACCGCAACAAAGAAUGAACAUGCCUAACCCAUUGUACAAGAAUCCUCAAUUUUCGAAUUCAGGCAAUUCUAUUCAUAGUAAUGGUAGCAACAAAGGGCCUAGUACAAGAACAGGAGGCGGGUUUUCUCAAUUCAUGCCUUCUACGACGUCAAAGAAUCCAUAUGCUAAUUAG
This is a messenger RNA of Maudiozyma saulgeensis, 2889 nucleotides long. The record is from the annotation of a GenBank genome assembly. Lineage: Eukaryota; Fungi; Ascomycota; Saccharomycetes; Saccharomycetales; Saccharomycetaceae.